GCAGCGCGCCGCGCGCACGGAAGGGGGGCUGCCGGUGCCGCGCGGAGAAGAUGUAAGCGCGUGGGGUCUAGCUGGCCUCCGAGCACCAUGCAGAAGGGGAUCCGGCUGAACGAUGGCCACGUCGCGUCCCUGGGACUGCUGGCGCGCAAGGACGGCACGCGCAAAGGCUACCUGAGCAAGCGGAGUUCGGACAACACAAAAUGGCAAACCAAGUGGUUCGCGCUGCUGCAGAACCUGCUCUUUUACUUCGAGAGCGACUCGAGCUCGCGGCCCUCCGGGCUCUACCUGCUGGAGGGCUGCGUCUGCGACCGCGCGCCCUCCCCCAAGCCUGCGCUUUCGGCCAAGGAGCCGCUGGAGAAACAGCAUUACUUCACCGUUAACUUCAGCCACGAGAACCAGAAAGCCCUGGAGCUGAGGACGGAGGAUGCCAAGGAUUGUGACGAGUGGGUGGCGGCCAUCGCUCACGCCAGCUACCGGACACUGGCCACAGAGCACGAGGCGCUGAUGCAGAAGUACCUGCACCUGCUGCAGAUCGUGGAGACGGAGAAGACGGUGGCCCAGCAACUGCGGCGGCAGAUCGAGGACGGCGAGAUCGAGAUCGAGCGGCUGAAGGCAGAGAUCGCAUCCCUGCUCAAGGACAAUGAACGUAUCCAGUCCACCCAGACCACCACCCCCAACGAUGAGGACAGUGACAUCAAGAAGAUCAAGAAGGUGCAGAGCUUCCUGCGGGGCUGGCUGUGCCGGCGCAAGUGGAAGACGGUCAUCCAGGACUACGUGCGCUCGCCGCACGCCGACAGCAUGCGCAAGAGGAACCAGCUGGUGUUCAGCAUGCUGGAGGCCGAGGCCGAGUACGUGCAGCAGCUGCACAUCCUGGUCAACAACUUCCUGCGCCCGCUGCGGAUGGCCGCCAGCUCCAAGAAGCCCCCCAUCACGCACGAUGACGUCAGCAGCAUCUUCCUGAACAGCGAGACCAUCAUGUUCCUGCACCAGAUUUUCUACCAAGGCCUGAAGGCCCGCAUCUCGAGCUGGCCCACCCUGGUCCUGGCGGACCUGUUCGACAUCCUGCUGCCCAUGCUGAACAUCUACCAGGAGUUCGUGCGCAACCACCAGUACAGCCUGCAGAUCCUAGCGCACUGCAAGCAGAACCGCGACUUCGACAAGCUGCUCAAGCACUACGAGGCCAAGCCCGACUGCGAGGAGCGCACCCUGGAGACCUUCCUCACCUACCCCAUGUUCCAGAUUCCCAGGUACAUCCUGACGCUGCAUGAGCUCCUGGCGCACACCCCUCACGAGCACGUGGAGCGCAACAGCCUGGACUACGCCAAGUCCAAACUGGAGGAGCUGUCCAGAAUAAUGCACGACGAAGUGAGCGAGACAGAGAACAUCCGGAAAAACCUCGCCAUCGAGCGUAUGAUCAUCGAAGGCUGCGAGAUCCUGCUGGACACCAGCCAGACUUUUGUGAGACAAGGCUCCCUCAUCCAGGUGCCCAUGUCCGAGAAGGGCAAGAUCACCCGGGGCCGCCUGGGCUCCCUGUCCCUGAAGAAGGAGGGCGAGCGGCAGUGCUUCCUGUUCUCCAAGCACCUCAUCAUCUGCACCAGAGGCUCGGGGGGGAAACUGCACCUGACCAAGAACGGGGUCAUCUCCCUGAUCGACUGCACCCUGCUGGAGGACCCAGAGAACAUGGAGGAAGACGCCAAAGGAGCCAACCAAGACAUAGACCACUUGGAUUUUAAGAUUGGGGUGGAGCCCAAGGAUUCCCCACCUUUCACCGUCAUCCUCGUGGCCUCGUCCAGGCAAGAGAAGGCGGCGUGGACCAGCGACAUCAGCCAGUGUGUGGAUAAUAUCCGGUGCAAUGGGCUGAUGAUGAACGCGUUCGAGGAGAACUCCAAGGUCACCGUGCCGCAGAUGAUCAAGUCGGACGCCUCCCUCUACUGCGACGACGUGGACAUCCGCUUCAGCAAGACCAUGAACUCCUGCAAAGUGCUGCAGAUCCGCUACGCCAGCGUGGGGCGGCUGCUGGAGAGGCUGACCGACCUGCGUUUCCUGAGCAUCGACUUCCUCAACACCUUCCUGCACUCCUACCGCGUCUUCACCACGGCCGUCGUGGUGCUGGACAAGCUCAUCGCCAUCUACCGGAAGCCCAUCAGCGCCGUCCCCGCCAGCUCUGGCCAAGCCUCGAGGGGCCCGGCGGGUCACCGCGAGCCCUGGGUCCCUGCCAGAUCACUGGAGCUCCUGUUCGCCAGUGGCCAGAGCAACAAGCUGCUGUACGGCGACCCCCCCAAGUCCCCGCGCGCCACACGCAAGUUCUCGUCGCCACCGCCCCUGUCCAUCACCAAGACGUCGUCGCCGAGCCGCCGGCGGAAGCUGUCCCUGAACAUCCCCAUCAUCACGGGCGGCAAGGCCCUGGACCUGGCCGCCCUCAGCUGCAGCUCCAACGGCUACACCAGCCUGUACUCGGCCGUGUCGCCCUUCAGCAAGGCCACGCUGGACACCAGCAAGCUCUACGUGUCCAGCAGCCUUGCCAACAAGAUCCCGGACGAGGGCGACACCGCCGCUGAGAAGGCGGAAGAGCCCGUAGCUCUCAGUAAGCAGACCUCAGAAGUCUCGGUGAGGGAAGAGUCUGACAACGACCAAAACCAGAGUGACGAUGGGGACACCGAGGCGUCACCGACCAAAUCGCCCACGACGCCAAAGUCGGUCAAAAUCAAAAAUUCCUCAGAGUUCCCCCUCUUCUCCUACAACAACGGGGUCGUCAUGACCUCGUGUCGGGAACUGGACAGCACGCGCAGCGCCCUGUCAGCGGCUUCUGCCUUUGCCAUCGCCACGGCGGGAGCCAACGAGGGUGCCCCUAACAAGGAGAAGUACCGCAGGAUGUCCCUGGCCAGCGCAGGGUUUCCCCCUGACCAGAGGAACGGGGACAAGGAGUUCGUGAUCCGGCGAGCGGCCACCAACCGGGUCCUGAAUGUGCUCCGCCACUGGGUCUCCAAACACUCUCAGGACUUCGAGACCAACGAUGAGCUCAGAUGCAAGGUGGUCAGCUUCCUGGAGGAGGUCAUGCACGACCCAGAGCUGCUCACCCAGGAGAGGAAGGCCGCAGCCAACAUCAUCAGGACUCUGACCCAGGAGGACCCGGGUGACAACCAGAUCACGCUAGAGGAGAUCACGCAGCUGGCGGAAGGCAUCAAGGCAGAGCCCUUCGAAAACCACUCGGCCCUGGAGAUCGCGGAGCAGCUCACCCUGCUGGACCACCUCGUCUUCAAGAAGAUCCCCUAUGAGGAGUUCUUCGGACAGGGCUGGAUGAAACUGGAGAAGAACGAAAGGACCCCCUACAUCAUGAAGACCACCAAGCAUUUCAAUGACAUCAGUAACUUGAUUGCUUCAGAAAUCAUCCGCAAUGAGGACAUCAACGCAAGGGUGAGCGCCAUCGAGAAGUGGGUGGCCGUGGCCGACAUCUGUCGCUGCUUGCACAACUACAAUGCCGUGCUGGAGAUCACCUCGUCCAUGAACCGCAGCGCGAUAUUCCGGCUGAAAAAGACGUGGCUCAAAGUCUCCAAGCAGACGAAAGCUCUGAUUGAUAAGCUCCAAAAGCUUGUGUCAUCAGAGGGCAGAUUUAAGAAUCUGAGAGAAGCUCUGAAAAAUUGUGACCCUCCCUGUGUCCCUUACCUGGGGAUGUACCUCACCGACCUGGCCUUCAUCGAAGAGGGGACGCCCAAUUACACGGAGGAUGGCCUGGUCAACUUCUCCAAGAUGAGAAUGAUAUCUCAUAUUAUCCGAGAGAUUCGCCAGUUUCAACAAACCGCGUAUAAAAUAGAGCACCAGGUGAAGGUGACCCAGUACCUGCUGGACCGGUCCUUUGUGAUGGAUGAGGACAGCCUGUACGAGUCGUCCCUGCGCAUGGAGCCGAAGCUGCCCACCUGA
Enhydra lutris kenyoni (northern sea otter) is the source of this 3918-nucleotide messenger RNA. RefSeq names its product Ras protein specific guanine nucleotide releasing factor 1. Gene Ontology annotation, molecular function: guanyl-nucleotide exchange factor activity; protein binding. NCBI's taxonomy places the organism in Eukaryota, Metazoa, Chordata, Mammalia, Carnivora, Mustelidae. The record is from RefSeq and is a predicted model, not a curated record. The coding region runs from base 88 to 3918 and encodes 1276 amino acids. The transcript has 28 exons. Gene Ontology annotation, biological process: Ras protein signal transduction; positive regulation of GTPase activity. Gene Ontology annotation, cellular component: plasma membrane.